AAUGCGGGAAGCAGACAUUCAAGCAAGAUAGAAAACAUCAAAUUCAUCAAAAGCAAUUAAACUUUUUGGACGAUUUUUUUUACACUCAACAGAAUUUAUUUGUCAAUUGUUUUUUAACUUUUAACCAAAUUAAUUAUUGAUGCGACCAGUUGCUUGAAGAAGGAUCAAGAAGAUCCGAGAGUAGGGAACGGACCAUGGCGGUCAGGAGUUGUUUCUUCUGCCCCAAAGAGCAGGGGUCAAGUGUCAAAGACGCCGAAGGGUGGGUGACUUUUCGCCCUAAUAACGCUGACUUGAUUAGAGAAUCGAUAUGUUUCCUCUCCAAAGUUUUGGACUUUGAUGAACUAUAUUCGGUUGACCUGGAUCUAACCAUCAUCACGAAGGGGAUCUCUUUUUGUCUCGAAUGUGUCUUUUUGUUUCGCCAAGUACUUGAAACUUAUGGGAAAUUGUUUCCCCUUCUACCAAAGAUUAAGGCGAAUGUGGAGAUGAAAUUGAAACAUAAAUCUUCAUUGGACACUGGCGAUGAACUUGAAGAAAUUGCCGUUAAAUUUGAAGUGAAAGAUGAUGAUUUUGGAGGAUACAUUAGAAAUGCGCUCGAUGACCACGAUGGUCGAAAUGAUGACGUGGAAGACUGGUCACAACCGGACAUGAUUAAGGAUGAACUGGACGCUGAGGGAAUAGAUGUUGGGCGUGAUCCAUUGGAAGAUGUUGAGUGUCUGAGCGAUGAAGGAGCAGAUGUUGAGCGUGAUCCAUUGGAAGAUGUUGACCGUGAACUGGAUAAUGAAGGAGCAGAUAUUGGACGUGAUCCAUUGGAAGAUGUUAAGUGUGAACUGGAAGACGAGGAGACAGACCUUAGGUGUGAUCCAUUAAAAGAUGCUGAUGCUAAUUACGACUCGCAUUCACCUCAGUCAAACCAAGGGGAUGGCCCACCGCCUCAAAAAAUUAUGAAAAUCAUAGCUUCACCCAGCUUUACACAGGAACCAUGUAACAAAUUCUCCUCUCCAUCAAAAAAAGCUUUGGCAGCCUCUUCAACCUGUACCAUUUGUGGCGAAAGUGGGCUAUGGCUGAACCAUGAACUACGGACCCAUCUCAAAUGUCACACCCUCGAGGCCUCACACAAAAUAACCGAACGCUGGCCCAUCCCAGUAAAAUGCCCUGUAGUAUCCUGCACGUUUCGUAGGCCUUACCACCACGAAAUGUGGGAACAUCUCAUAGAAAAUCACCUUCCCAUCCUACACCGCUGUCCGAUCCCCACAUGCAACCAGUACUUCAUCCUUGAAUCUACCCUCCGCGCCCACGUCGCCCUCCACUCCUCGACGUCCUCUUGUCGCUGUCCUGUUUGUGACGCUACAUUAGAAAGCGGGCCCGCCCUCCUAGAACACGUUCGUUCCUUCCAUCCUGCAAAAAAACAAACACACACCUGCUCCACUUGCCAGCGAGUCUAUCCAAGCAUAGGAAAACUCCAAUGCCACGAGAAAAGUCACAUCCCCGCGAUUACAACAUGCGAAUUUUGUCCUUUCACGGCCACACGUACAACGUCGAUUGCGAUCCACACGAUGGAAACUCACGAGGUGAACGGUACCCUAGAGAAGAAGUGGAAAUGUGAUAUUUGCGAGAAAGCUUACGUCUCCAAAGUUGUGCUAGAGCGGCAUGCCAGCUUGCACAAGAAAUUCGACGGCAAAGGUAGAACAUUAAAUUGCGAGAUCUGCGAGUACCCAUUCUAUCCGGAGGAGGAGGAGAAACUGCGCCGGCAUCUGGAAAAGGUUCAUAUGAAGGUUGGGACAGUGAAAAGAUGUGUCGCGACCGAGUGCAAUUUCACGACGACAACAUACCCAACGUUACGCCAACAUGAAAGACAAAAUCACCCAGAACUUUUGACGCACAUUUGUGUCUCCUGUGGGAAAGCAUAUUCUGACCAGAUUUUUUUGGAGACGCAUCUCAAGACGCACCAAGGUGGGAGUGAGCCGUUUGGUUGCAGCGUGUGCAAACAAGUUUUUCCAUCCGGGGAUAAACUCGCUGCUCACUUGGCUAUACAUAAUGGAGAAGUUAUCAUCACCUGUGACCAAUGUACACUUACCUUUCCCUCAGCUUGGAACCUCCGAGCUCAUAACAUAUCCAAGCAUAACGCCCCCUCGCCUCAUACCUGUUCCAUUUGUCUGAAAAAAUUUGUCGGAAAGUUUGGCCUAAGACAUCACAUGGAUACAUUCCACCCAACUGAAACCACGCCUACCUUUUGUUGUCAUUUUUGUCCCAAGAUAGUAAACUCUAAGAGCCAACUCAGAACUCACAUUAAGAGCGUCCAUGAAAAAAGUUCGAAAACCAACCACAUUUGCCCAAGUUGUGGCAUAAAGACGUCUGAUAUAAGAAUGCACAUUUUACGAGCGCACACUGAUGCCGAGGAAAAGGCAAAGGAGAAAUGUUAUUUCUGCGAAAAAACGUUCGUCACAUUCUUUGAAUUGAAUUUGCACUUUGCGACCCACACGAACGAGAGACCAUACAUUUGUCACAUAUGUAGGAAGGAUUUUACACAAAAUCAUUGUUUGACGGCGCAUUUUAAAGUGCACAAGAGGAACGGAGAUUUCUUCCCAAGACCGGACGACUAUUUUGGAAUAAAAAUCGAGGAGACGGAUCAUGUUGAUGAGCAGAUACAAACAUAAUUGACUAGAUACAGCUUUAUUUAUUAUUCCAGAAAUGUCGUUACAAGUCCAUUGUAAGUAUAUGAAUUUUAAUAAAUGGUUUUACAAAAACAGCA
This is a messenger RNA of Folsomia candida, 2749 nucleotides long. Its product is annotated as zinc finger protein 808. Gene Ontology annotation, molecular function: DNA-binding transcription factor activity, RNA polymerase II-specific; RNA polymerase II transcription regulatory region sequence-specific DNA binding. The transcript is spliced from 7 exons. Gene Ontology annotation, cellular component: nucleus. NCBI's taxonomy places the organism in Eukaryota, Metazoa, Arthropoda, Collembola, Entomobryomorpha, Isotomidae. Gene Ontology annotation, biological process: regulation of transcription by RNA polymerase II. Bases 195 to 2654 code for a protein of 819 amino acids. The record is from RefSeq and is a predicted model, not a curated record.